Messenger RNA from Marasmius oreades (fairy-ring Marasmius), 3458 nucleotides. RefSeq lists its product as uncharacterized. The record is from RefSeq and is a predicted model, not a curated record. Bases 285 to 3353 code for a protein of 1022 amino acids. Gene Ontology annotation, molecular function: protein binding; RNA binding. The transcript has 12 exons. NCBI's taxonomy places the organism in Eukaryota, Fungi, Basidiomycota, Agaricomycetes, Agaricales, Marasmiaceae.
AUUCGAUGAGCCGUGGUUACUAGCUUCUGUGAUUUCCAGACGAUCCCUUGACAGUUUGCAGGUCCCAGAGCCAAUUGAAUCACUCCACUUGCCAUGGUACAAGGGUACAAGGCGGUUCUUUCAAGAUCCAAGUCAGGGGAUGGGGCACGGAUAAAUAAGCCGGACGGUUGUUAUUGUGUCAGUUGUGACGCAGCUCUGAGUCACCAGCGCCUCCCGUCUUAUUGUCCUCUUUCCCCCGCCAGUAGUCAUAAAUACUGAAGCAUUCUACGGUUUGCUACAACACCAUGUCUAACCGUACCGGACAACAAGGUCGAACACGAGGUGGAGGAGAUAGAGGUAGCAUUCGUGGUGGAAGUGAGUCUGGGGGCCGUGGUCAAAAUCGAGGUGAAGCAGGCGGUCAAGGCAGAGGUGACGGGAGCACUAGGGGUUUCAGAGGUUUUCGAGGUGGUGAUAGUCCUCGGGCAAGGGGGCUACCUCAAGUCGAUCGUGGUGGCAGAGGACGUGGUCAAUUCAGUUCAAGAGGUGGCGGAGCUCGAGGAGGAGUACCCAUAUUCAGAGAAGGAACACACCCCCAAAUUGACCAACGUCUCAAACAACAGGACCUUGACGCCCUAAUCGCAUCAUUUGGGUCCCUCAAGCUCACCGAUCCCAAUAGGCCUCUACGUCCUGGCUUUGGGAAGGAUGGAAAAUUAAUAACUGUUCGCGGAAACUUCUUUCCAGUCCGAAUACCGAACCACUGUUUGAUCUAUGACUACCGAGUCGAGAUCUCUCCGAAAAUCGAGAAGAGGGAAGAGAAAUCUUGGUUGUUUAACCUUUUGGAGGAAAGUGCGGAGGGACAAUCUCUCAAAUCACAUAUCGCACACGACAGAAGUUCGAGGCUCGUUUCAUCCAAAAAAUUGCCUCAGCCGUUGACAGUCGACUUACCGAUGAGAAGAGAAGGGGAAUCUAACCCUGGGCCCAACACCACCGUUUACAGAGUCUCAAUCGUGGUUGAACGGAUUCUGCACACCAACAAAUUGACGCAGUACAUGACCGGUCAGCCGAAGAAUCGAGACGAGUAUGACCCAGCGCCACUUAUCUCAGCGUUGAACCUUGUAUUGCAAGACCAUGCGACCCGAACUGGGGUGCGUAUCGGACGUCAAGAUGACGGAAACUAUGGCUCUGGGAAAUUCUUCUUCCCCUUCCAUGCGCAACGUCCACCUCUACUUGGGCCAGGUGUUAUCGCUGUCCAAGGGUAUUUUUUGUCUAGUCGUCCCGUUCACAAAGAGUUGAUGGUAAAUGUGAACGCAUGCAUGGGGCCGUUUUUGGACCUCCCAGACACUCUAGCUGAAGCGUUGCGGAAGUUCAAUCAAACGUCAAAAGGCGGAAUGCUCACACUACCGAACCACAUCAAGGGCAGUCUGAAGGUCACAACGUCGUACCGUGGGUACAAGAGAAGACACAAGGUUUUCGAUAUCGUUCCUAGCUCUGCAGAAAGAACUUUCUUCAAGCACGCAAAGCACGGGAACAUUUCCGUCAAACAAUAUUUUCAUAAAGAGUACAAGAUUCGACUCGAACACCCCAACGACCUCCCGGUGGUAGACGUUCGUAGUAGAGCAGACAAGUCUCCGGUUUUUAUUCCAGCCGAACUUUGCACAAUAGAACCCGGCCAGCCAUUUCGAGGAAAACUCACCGGCGAUAUGACGAAAAAGAUGAUCAAGGAGGCGUGUAGGAACCCGAAGGAUAACGCCGAGUUGAUAGUCGGCGACGGCUUUUCAAAGCUCGCGCUAGAACCUCCCCUGUCCCCUCAGAACAGUUUUGGCAUCACGGUUGACAAAGAGAUGGCCGUGAUCCCUGCCCGAGAACUACCACCUCCUAGAAUCGUAUAUGGACCACAGACGGUGAAUGCUAGAGACGGGAAAUGGAAUAUCGUCAAUGCCAAGUUCCAUCGGACGGCGAGGGUGAAUUCUUGGGCCAUGCUUGUCAUCAACGACGGAGAAAUGGAGAAUUUUGUGAAGGGUUUGGAAGACCCUAGGGUGCUCCAGCUCCGGGACGCUUUCAUCGCCAAACUUCGUGGUUGCGGGAUGCAGUUGUCUAACCCUACCCUGGUGAUUCAAACCGAGAGGCUACCCCUCGAGAAAGAUUGGAAGGGCAACGAACUCGAUUAUAAACGGAGGAGGGGUAUAGAGAUCAUCCGGAAGAAGAUGAAUGACAUCGUAGCCCAGAAGCCAGACUUCGUUUUAGUCCUUUUAGCAUAUACGGACAGCUAUAUCUAUCCUGGAAUCAAGACGAUCGGAGACCUCAAACUAGGGCUCAAAACUAUUUGCAUUCAAGUGUCUAAGGCUAUGAAGUUGCGUGACGGUAGGCUUGAUGACCAGUACCUUUCAAACGUCGCCCUCAAGGUUAACACAAAACUUGGUGGCGUCAAUCAUCAACUCGACAAAUCUGCAAUGGCAUGGCUUUUGAAGAAAAAGACGAUGCUAGUAGGCAUCGACGUAACCCACCGUGGACCUGGAAGCAAAGCCGGAGCACCCUCUAUUGCUGCUGUAGUUGCUAGCGUCGAUGAUGAGUUUAUUCAAUAUCCCGCUAGUCUUCGGAUUCAGCAAACACACGAUAUCAAAGAGAUGGUUGGCGAGUUGGACUUGGAAGAGAUGAUGGUGGAGCGUCUCCUAGCCUAUGAGAAGAAAAAUCGGAAGCUUCCUGAACGAAUCUUUGUAUUCAGAGACGGUGUGUCCGAGGGACAAUAUGACACUGUACUGACAGAAGAACUCCCGGCGAUUAUCAAAGCAUUUAGGAAUCAAAAGCUCAAUACUGCAAGACGUGGAGAGCCCUACCGUCCACUGAUAUCCAUCAUUGUAUGCGGUAAAAGACACCACGCAAGAUUCUUCGCCACCGACGCCCAAAAUGCAGAUCCGAAAACCGGAAACACGCGUCCAGGAACCGUAGUUGACAGUGGUGUUACGGGAAUAUUCGACUUUGAUUUCUACCUCCAAGCCCACGCAGGAAUCCAAGGAACAGUAAAAUCCACGCACUAUGUCGUUAUAUACGACGAAACGCGCUUCACAGCUGAUGAGAUUCAAGGAGGGACGAAUAACGUUAGCUACCUCUAUGCACGGGCAACAAGGUCCGUGAGCCUCAUUCCCCCCGCUUACUACGCAGACCUCGCUUGUGAACGUGGACGAUGUUUUCUCAACGAGUUUCUUGUCGGGAACGAGGUCGAGUCCGACAAGGGAAGCGUAUCAUCGGUGGGUAAUGUGAAGGGAAAGUCCAAGUCGACCAAGGAAGCGGAGCAAAAGAGGGUAUUUGAAGACGCGAAAAAGGCUUGGGGUGAUGGUAUCCAUCCGAAUGUGAAGGACGUCAUGUUCUACAUUUGAUAUCACUGUACACUAAAUACUACACAAUCUAAAGCAUCUGUAAUAUGUAUAGCUACGCAAAUGGACAAAAGGCAACGCAAAUCUUUUAUAUACUUACACUGAAAG